ACAACUCAACUCGAAAGUACGAAACGGUCGUGGAUCUAAAACCACAAUAGUACACGUGGCAUAAUCGUCACCGUCCCUAGAUACCACCUUCCGAUCUGAAAUAUAUCUGAUCAUUAAGAUCUCUUCAAUCAGAAAGGUCCCACAAAUCUGAGCCAUCCGAUUUUCGAUUCUUCCUCGAGCCUUCCUUUCUUCUUCUUCUUCUUCUUCUUCUUCUUCUUCUUCUCCAAGAAGAUUUUGAUCAUCUCCUUACUCUCUCGGUCUCUCCAUGUCAAGUUCUGGUGCUCCUUCUCGCAAGACUCUGAGUAAGAUCGCGACUAAUCGUCUUCAGAAAGAGCUUGUUGAAUGGCAGAUGAAUCCACCUACUGGUUUCAAACACAAGGUCACUGAUAAUCUCCAAAGAUGGAUUAUUGAAGUUAUUGGAGCUCCAGGAACUCUAUAUGCCAACGAAACAUAUCAGCUUCAAGUUGAUUUUCCAGAGCAUUAUCCUAUGGAAUCCCCACAAGUGAUUUUUCUUCAUCCAGCUCCUCUGCAUCCUCACAUUUAUAGCAAUGGGCAUAUUUGUUUAGAUAUUUUGUAUGAUUCGUGGUCUCCAGCCAUGACGGUUAGCUCUAUCUGCAUCAGCAUCCUUUCCAUGCUCUCAAGCUCGACUGAAAAGCAACGACCAACCGAUAAUGAUCGAUAUGUGAAGAAUUGUAAGAAUGGAAGAUCUCCAAAGGAGACGCGAUGGUGGUUCCACGACGAUAAAGUAUGAAACUCGUUUGACCAAAACAAAUGUUAAAUAACCAGAAACAGUGUCGAGGUUUGUUGUCUAUUUUUAAAUUUAAUCGGGUUCAAGGCUUCAAGCUGUCCCGAACCCAUCUCCAAAAUCCGUGAUGUAUAAAAACAACACAAUAAAUUACUAAUUUGAAUCUUCUA
This is a messenger RNA of Arabidopsis lyrata subsp. lyrata, 915 nucleotides long. Its product is annotated as probable ubiquitin-conjugating enzyme E2 16. Bases 266 to 751 code for a protein of 161 amino acids. The transcript is spliced from 6 exons. NCBI's taxonomy places the organism in Eukaryota, Viridiplantae, Streptophyta, Magnoliopsida, Brassicales, Brassicaceae. The record is from RefSeq and is a predicted model, not a curated record.